GAACUGAUACCUACAAGCAAUGCCAACGUUGUAGUAGCUCUUACACAGCUUUUUGAAAUGUUGAUAUGUCAGACUGUGCAAGAAGAUCCCACCAACAGAAACAUCCGUGCAUGGAUUAUGGGUUGCUUUGCAUUUGCCACAAUCUGGUCCAUUGGUGGAACUUGUGAUGGUGACAGCAAGAUAAUUUUUGAUGAUUUCUUGAGGGAAACUUUGGCUGGGAAAUCUGGAACAAAUCCUAUACCAACAAGUGUGGGAAAAUGGGAGUGUCCUAUUGAAGAGAAAGGCUUGGUCUAUGACUACAUGUAUGAGCUGAAAGGCAGAGGAUGUUGUGUUCACUGGAAUGGCUUUAUUAAAGAUAUUCAUUAUAGUGAUAAAAAUGUGAAGAUUCAGGAUAUUAUAGUCCCAACUAUGAAUACAGUCCGGUAUACCUAUUUGAUAGAGCUGUUCAUUACCCAUGGAAAGUCUUUGCUUUUAGUGGGACCAGCAGGUACUGGGAAAUCUGUAUAUGUCAAGGACAAGUUAGUGAACAACUUGGAAAAAGAGCGCUUCUUUCCCUUCUUCAUUAAUUUUUCAGCUCGAACUACUGCAGAUCAGACCCAGAACAUUAUUAUGGCCAGGCUGGACAAGAGGCGCAAAGGAGUCUUUGGCUCUCCAGUGGGAAAAAAGUGCAUUAUUUUUGUAGAUGAUAUGAAUAUGCCUGCUUUGGAGAAGUAUGGUGCACAGCCUCCUAUAGAACUUUUAAGACAGUUCUUUGACCAUGGAUUUUGGUAUGAUUUGAAGGACACAUCUAAAAUUAAACUUGUUGAUACACAGUUCCUUGCUGCUAUGGGGCCUCCAGGCGAUGGAAGGAAUUCUGUUACUCCUCGAUUUUUGCGACACUUAAACAUUUGCACUGUUAAUUCUUUUAGCGAUGAAACAAUGAUACGCAUCUUCUCUACCAUAGUAGCUUUCCACCUACGGACUAGUGAUUUUUCUCCUGAGUUCUUUACAAUUGGAAUUCAAAUUGUCACUGCCACUUUAGAGGUAUAUAAGAAAGCCAUCAACAAUCUUUUGCCCACACCAGCCAAAUCUCACUAUACGUUCAACCUGCGUGACUUUUCACGUGUUAUCUGUGGCUGCUUGCUUAUUAAGAGAGAAUCAGUUGAAAACAAACAUGUAAUGAUUCGGCUGUUUGUACAUGAGGUAUUUCGUGUCUUCUAUGACCGUCUAGUGGAAGACAAUGAUAGAGCCUGGCUGUUCAAUUUAAUGAAAGGUGUUGUGAAAGAACAUUUCAAAGAAGAGUUUGAUUUGGUUUUUGCACACCUGAAGCAAGAAAACACACCUGUAACGGAAGAAAACUUGAGAAGUUUGUUUUUUGGUGACUACAUGAUUCCAGAACUUGAAGGAGAUGAAAGACUUUAUGUUGAAAUUCCAAGCAUUCAGCUGUUUGGAGAUGUUGUGGAGCAGUGUCUGAAUGAAUAUAAUCAAACCCACAAAACAGGAAUGAGCCUUGUAGUCUUCAGGUAUAUGUUGGAACAUUUGUCUCGUAUCAGUCGUAUUCUGAAGCAGCCAAGGGGUCAUGCUUUGUUGGUUGGAAUGGGAGGAAGUGGCCGUCAGUCUCUGACUCGUCUAGCAGCAUUCAUGGCAAAGAUGUGUGUUUUUCAGCCAGAGAGUUCCAAGACCUAUGGUACAAAUGAAUGGAGAGAAGAUCUGAAAAGUCUUCUGAAGAAUGCGGGUGUAAAAGGCUUGAAGACUAUAUUUAUAAUCACAGAUGCACAAAUUAAAGAAGAAAGCUUUUUGGAAGAUGUUGAUAGUGUCCUCAACACAGGGGAGGUACCCAAUCUUUUUGGAGCAGGUGAAGAACAAGAAAUUCUAGAGGGUGUUCAUGCAAUAGUUCAGACUGGCAAUAAACAAGAAGAACUCAGUCCCUUGGCCUUGUUUGAACUUUUUGUGAACCGCUGCAAAGAGAAUCUCCAUAUUGUGGUAGCCUUCAGCCCAAUUGGAGAUGCUUUCCGCAAUCAUCUGAGGCAGUUUCCAUCACUCAUCAACUGCUGUACUAUUGACUGGUUCCAGCCAUGGCCUGAAGAUGCCCUUGAAUGUGUGGCUAAUAAGUUCUUAGAAACGCUUCAGCUCACAGACAGUGAGCGUCAGGAAGUUGUGUCUGUCUGCAAAUACUUUCACACUUCAGUUUUGUCACUCUCUGUAAGGUUCUUGCAAAGUCUGGGACGCCAUAAUUAUGUUACUCCUGCUUCUUAUCUUGAGCUUAUUGCUGCAUUUCAGAAACUUCUUACUCAGAAACGAGACACUGUAAAGAAAGCCAAGAAGAAAUAUGUGAAUGGACUAGACAAGAUAGCUUUUGCUGAAUCACAGGUUGGUGAGAUGAAACUAGAACUAGUUCAGCUGCAGCCCAAACUGGAGGUGGCUAUAUUGGAUAAUGCAAAGAUGAUGAAGACUAUAGAAAUAGAAUCUGCACAAGUAGAACAAAAAAGGAAGACUGUAAAGGUAGAUGAAGAAAUGGCUACAGAAAAAGCUGAGGAAGCUCAGGCAUUGAAAAAUGAAUGUGAAAGUGACCUGGCAGAGGCGAUCCCAGUCCUGGAGGCUGCGCUUAAUGCUCUUGACACUGUGAAGCCUCCUGAUAUAUCAAUUGUCAAAUCAAUGAAAAAUCCUCCAUCUGGUGUCAAACUUGUCAUGGCUGCUGUCUGUGUCAUGAAAGACAUAAAACCUGAAAGAAUUCCAGACCCUUCAGGGACUGGAGGCAAGAUUUUGGAUUACUGGGGUCCAGGCAAGAAACUGCUUGGUGACAUGAAUUUCUUAAAGGAUUUGAAAGAGUAUGACAAGGACAAUAUUCCAGCAGCUGUCAUGCAGAAGAUUCAGGCUAAGUAUUUGCCUAAUCCUGAGUUUGAUCCACAAAAGGUGGCUAAAGCUUCCUCGGCGGCAGCAGGUUUAUGUAAAUGGAUUAUGGCAAUGGACGUGUACGACAGGAUUGCAAAGGUGGUUGCACCCAAGAAAGCUCGAUUGAGAGAGGCACAGCAGUCUUUAGCAGAGACACUGAUAGUCUUAAACCAGAAAAGAGAAGAACUUGCAGCAGUUGAAAAUUAUUUGGCUGCUUUGGAACGAACCUUCACUGAGAAAACUGAAGAAAAGGCUCGCUUAGAAUUCCAGGUGGAUCUGUGCGCUAAAAAACUAGAACGAGCAGAGAAGUUGACUGGAGGCCUUGGUGGAGAGAAAUCAAGAUAGUGUAAUGCUGCAAAUGAUCUUCAAGACAUAUAUGAUAAUUUGACAGGAGAUGUUCUGAUGUCAGCUGGUGUGAUAGCUUAUCUGGGAGCUUUUACUGCUGCAUUUCGACAAGAAUGUACCGAAGAUUGGAGCAAACUAUGCAAGGAGAAAAAUAUCCCUUGUUCUGAGAAUUUCUCUUUGAGUCAGACUCUUGGUGACCCAAUAAAAAUAAGAGCUUGGAAUAUUGCUGGUUUGCCAACUGACAUAUUUUCUGUAGACAAUGGGGUCAUUGUUGACAAUUCAAGACGUUGGCCAUUAAUGAUUGAUCCUCAAGGUCAAGCAAAUAAAUGGAUCAAGAAUUUUGAGAAGGAAAACCGCCUGAAUGUUAUCAAGAUCAGUGACACAGAUUAUAUGAGUACCCUGGAGAACUGCGUUCAGUUUGGAACUCCACUUCUGCUAGAAAAUGUUGGAGAAGAACUAGAUCCAUCACUUGAACCUCUGCUACUUAAGCAGACUUUUAAACAAGGAGGCAUGGAGUGUAUCAGGCUUGGUGAGACGGUUGUCGAGUAUUCCAGUGAUUUCAAGUUUUUUAUUACCACAAAACUGAGGAAUCCACAUUAUAUGCCUGAACUUGCUACGAAAGUUUCUUUAGUUAAUUUUAUGAUAACACCAGAGGAACUUGAAGACCAAUUGCUGGGUGUUGUCGUAGCAAGAGAGAGACCAGAAUUGGAAGAGGAAAGAAAUGCUCUCAUCCUUCAAUCUGCAGCCAAUAAAAAGCACCUAAAAGAAACUGAGAAGAAAAUUUUAGAAACCCUGCAGUCGUCUGAAGGAGAUAUUCUGGAAGACGAGACUGCUAUCAAGGUCUUGGAUUCUGCAAAAAUAAUGGCUAAUGAGAUCACGAAAAAAGAGCAGAUUGCAGAGAAAACGGAACUUAAAAUAGCCGAAUCUCGAGAAGCUUAUCGACCUAUUGCAAAACAUUCAUCGGUGCUGUUCUUUAGUAUUGCAGACUUGGCAAGCAUUGAUCCCAUGUACCAGUACUCCCUUCAUUGGUUUGUCAACCUCUUCAUCAACUCUAUUCAUGAUAGUAACAAAUCCAAAAUUUUGGAGAAGCGACUUCGGUAUCUAAAUGACCACUUUACAUACGCUUUGUACUGCAAUGUGUGUCGUUCACUGUUUGAAAAGGACAAGCUGCUCUUCUCGUUUUUGCUGUGUUGUAAUCUUCUCAUAGAUAAAAAUGAAAUAGAACAUCAAGAGUUUAUGUUCUUCCUAACUGGGGGUGUGGGUCUCAAGAAUAAGUACAAGAAUCCAGAUCCAUCUUGGCUACCAGAUAAGAGCUGGGAUGAAUUAUGUCGUGCAAGUGAAAUCCCAGCUUUGAAAGGACUAAGGAGUCACAUAUCUGAAAAUGUAGGUGAAUGGCAAAAAAUUUAUGACAGCAAAGAGCCACAAAUCUUUCCAUUACCAGAACAAUGGAAUAAUACGUUAAAUGAGUUACAAAAGAUGAUAAUUCUUUGGUGCAUAAGACCAGACAAGAUUAGUCCAGCAAUAACAACAUUUGUAAUUGAUAAACUGGGGAAGAAAUUUGUAGAACCACCACCUUUUGAUAUAACAAAAAGUUACUUAGAUUCAAAUUCUACAAUCCCUUUAAUAUUUGUGCUGUCUCCAGGAGCAGAUCCCAUGUCUAGCCUCCUGAAAUUUGCAAGUGACAAAGAGAUGGAUGGAAGUAAGUUUCAGUCCAUCUCAUUAGGACAAGGACAAGGACCUAUAGCUACAAAAAUGAUUCAAGAGGCAAUGGAAGAAGGAACUUGGGUUUGUUUACAAAAUUGUCAUUUAGCUGUCUCCUGGAUGCCAGUGCUGGAGAAAAUAUGUGAAGAGUUUAAUGAGGAAAACUGCCAUCUAGUCUUUAGACUUUGGCUUACUAGUUACCCUUCACCAAAGUUUCCAGUAACUGUUCUGCAGAACGGAGUGAAGAUGACAAAGGAACCUCCUACUGGUCUCCGGUUAAACCUACUUCAGUCAUUUCUUUCUGAUCCUAUUUCUGAUCCUGCAUUCUUCUCUGGAUGCCCUGAAAUGGAGCUGGUUUGGGAGAAACUGCUCUUUGGAGUUUGUUUUUUCCAUGCUCUUGUUCAGGAAAGAAGGAAAUUUGGGCCUCUUGGUUGGAAUAUACCCUAUGGAUUUAAUGAAUCAGACUUGCGAAUCAGUAUCAGACAGCUGCAGUUAUUCAUAAAUGAAUAUAGCCGUGUUCCAUUUGAAGCUUUAUCUUACCUAACUGGUGAGUGCAACUAUGGAGGUCGAGUGACAGAUGACUGAGACAGACGUUUACUGCUGACAAUGCUGGAUGACUUCUAUAAUCCAGAUAUAAUAGAAAAUCCUCGUUACACUUUUUCUCCCAGUGACAAAUAUUAUGCUCCACCAAAAGGCACAUAUGAAGACUACAUUGAGUUUAUUAAGAGUCUUCCCUUUAGUCAGCAUCCAGAGGUAUUUGGUUUGCAUGAAAAUGUGGAUAUUUCAAAAGAUCUUCAGCAAAAUAAGAUCCUCCUUGAAUCUCUGCUUUUAACACAAGGAGGAGGCAUUCAGGGAACUUCUGAAGGUGGUGACAGCACUCUCUGUGAAAUUGCAGAUGAUAUUCUCAGCAAGCUUCCAAAUGAUUUUGACAUUGAAAGCUGCCUAAACAAAUAACCUGUAAGAUAUGAAGAAAGUAUGAACACUGUGUUGAUGCAAGAAAUGGAAAGAUUUAACAAUUUAAUCCGAACUAUUCGUAUUACACUAAUUAAUGUGAAGAAAGCCAUUAAAGGACUGGUUGUUAUGGAUGCUGAACUGGAUGCUCUGUGUGGCAGUCUACUUCUUGGAAAAGUUCCUGAGAAUUGGGUGAAAUGUUCGUACCCAAGUCUAAAACCAUUAGGGAGCUAUAUUGUAGACUUUCUAGAAAGGCUGAAAUUUUUACAGGAUUGGUAUGAAUUAGGGAAGCCCACAGUUUUUUGGCUGUCAGGAUUCUAUUAUACUUAAGCUUUCUUAACUGGAGCAAUGCAAAACUAUGCUAGGAAGCACAGAAUCCCUAUUGACCUGCUGGGAUACGAAUUUCAGGUUAUUCCUCAGGACACUGCUGAUACUGCACCAGAAGAUGGUGUUUAUAUCCACAAAUUAUGUGGAUAUAAACAAUGA
Mesitornis unicolor (brown roatelo) is the source of this 6354-nucleotide messenger RNA. Its product is annotated as dynein heavy chain 7, axonemal-like. Gene Ontology annotation, biological process: microtubule-based movement. The transcript has 38 exons. The annotation marks the transcript as partial. Lineage: Eukaryota; Metazoa; Chordata; Aves; Mesitornithiformes; Mesitornithidae. Gene Ontology annotation, molecular function: minus-end-directed microtubule motor activity; dynein intermediate chain binding; dynein light intermediate chain binding. The record is from RefSeq and is a predicted model, not a curated record. Gene Ontology annotation, cellular component: dynein complex.